CCUACAGCAGCAGCAUACUGUAGGUCUACAUAACAGUGGGUACAUGACUGUCUGCGCAUCGAAGGGAAUACAGAAUAAAACAUAUAUUCUUGCAAAAUGUCUCGAGCGGCAGACAGACUGAAAGUGGUCGUGAAUCAUCUGGAUCGACCAUCUUCUUUUGUUCAAGCAUCUACCUCUGGCCAAAACGUUACCUACUAUCAACCACAAGCACUGAGGUAUUCCUUUGACAAUGAUCUGCUGAGCACUGAGCAGAGAAUCUCCUAUGAGGAGGAUGGGUUCCUCCUUAUCAAGGGCCUGGUGUCUGGGGAGGACAUUGACAGAUUCAGGGCAGCGUUUGAGCGGAUAUGCCGUCGGGAGGUGCAGGUCCCGGGGCUGGUGGUGAUGAGGGACGUGUCCAUCGCCAAGUCAGAGUUCGUCCCUGACCAGAAGGCCAUCUCCAAGCUGCAGGACUUCCAGGAAGAGCCUGAGUUAUUCCGCUACUGUAGCCUGCCUCAGAUCCUGAAUUAUGUGGAGUGUUUCACUGGUCCCAACAUCAUGGCCAUGCACACCAUGCUGAUCAACAAGCCCCCAGACACAGGUAAUAAGACAUCUCGCCACCCCAUGCACCAGGACCUGCAUUAUUUUCCAUUCCGUCCGGCGGACCAUAUUGUGUGUUCCUGGACCGCCAUGGAGAAGGUUCACCGCCAGAACGGCUGUCUGGUGGUCCUUCCUGGUUCUCACCACGGCACCCUCAAAGAACACGACUACCCAGAGUGGGAGGGCGGGGUCAAUAAGAUGUACCACGGUAUCCGUGACCACGACCCCAAUCAUCCCAGGGUGCACCUGGAGAUGGAGAAAGGAGACACAGUGUUCUUCCACCCUCUAUUGAUCCAUGGAUCUGGAAUGAACCAGACGCAGGGCUUCCGCAAGGCCAUCUCCUGCCACUAUGCCAGUGCUGACUCCUAUUACAUUGACGUGAGGGGAACCACCCAGGAGAACAUAGGCCAGGAGGUGAAAGAGAUCGCAGCCAGGAAAUAUGCUGUUAAUGACGUCACAUUUGAGGAUACAUGGGCUGUACGGGGCCGUCUGGUGCAAGGGGAGAGGACCAAUCUGUGAGAGAGCCCGCCCACCACAGUGUGACGGUCACUCACCACUAACAACCUGCCAAUCAAAGGAGAUUGAAAAGGUUGUCUAAUCCACCAGCCAAUAAGAUGAGACUCAUUGACUGGAGUAAUUUAUUCGUUGGUCAAGAGUGAGUGUCCAAGAGUCCAUUCAGGGCUGUUUGCCGGGUGUGUUUAACAUAUUUGAUUUGAUUUUGAUCUCUUUUAGUCCCCAUUUGGACUAAUCUUCCAAGUCCUUAAACAUUAAAAUACAAUUUAUAAUACGAACACAUUUUCACAUAUUACACACAUUUACAAAUAUACAUAAUAUACUAACAUAAUGACCCAAUAAAUACUCAAUAUAAAAAAUAUUGAUUCUUCAUCUACUAUAGUCCCACAAUAUUUAUAUGUAUUAUAUUUAAAUCAUUUAAAAAUAAUUUAAAUAGUUUACAUUUAUAUAUUAGAUUAGUUAUUUGAGACGACCAUGAUAAGCAGUUGUCUAGCUGCACUCCCAAUAGUUUGGUUUCUGCGACUUCUUCAAUUUGUACUCCUCCCAUACUUAAUUGUAUCCCAUGCUGUUUUGGCCUUUUCCUAGUGGAAUAGACCAACAUAACUUUGUUUUUCUGGUGUUUAAAACAAGUUUGUUUUGGAAAACCCACUCCCUGAUAUUCUCCAAAUCUCCUUGUAAAGCUUGCUGCAUAAAUUGUAGUAUCGUCUGCAAAUAUAGUAGCUUGAGUUUCAGCUAAGGCAUAGGGAAGGUUGUUGGUAUAUAUUAAAUAGAGAAGUGGCCCAAGGCAGCUGCCCUGCGGUAUUCCACAGUUAAACACAUGAGGGGAAGAAAAUGAACCAUUGAUAUAGGUGGACUGUUUCCUGUCAGUUAGAUAUGACUGUAUAUUAUAUAUAAUAUAUAUAUUAAACUAAAGGGAUGUUAAUUGCACAGUUAAGCAUUGAUUGAAGUGACCAUCUUCUGCCUGACAAUAAAGCACUGACUGUGUGGUGGACUGGAGUGAGAGGAGCAGAGGUAGAAUGUGUGAGAGAGAGAGAGCGUGAUAGACUAGGAGAAAGAGAGUGUGUACGAGAGGUGAGUGGAUGAAGGUGAAUAGGAGGUUAUUUCUGUUAUGAAUAUGAGCAUGUUUUAGUACACUUUGGAAACCAGGUACUCAGGGUGUCGCUUUGUAGACCAGUCUGCCAUGAAAUACCAGUAACCUUGAUGCCUCAAUAUAACAGAAUCCUAGGUGUAUUUUACAUCACCGCCUUAACAAUCAAAUCUAUGCUGCUUUUAAUGAGUUUGUAAUGAGUACUUUGUUUGUGAAUUAGUUUAUGUGAUUUCCUUUCAUUAUUGUUGAUGUAACUGACAAUAAACGGACUCAGAAUCAA
Molecule: messenger RNA, 2456 nt
Organism: Salvelinus fontinalis (brook trout)
Lineage: Eukaryota; Metazoa; Chordata; Actinopteri; Salmoniformes; Salmonidae
Gene: phyh
Product: phytanoyl-CoA 2-hydroxylase
Exons: 9
Coding region: 97-1095 (332 amino acids)
Biological process (GO): fatty acid alpha-oxidation
Molecular function (GO): phytanoyl-CoA dioxygenase activity
Source: RefSeq, a predicted model, not a curated record